Messenger RNA from Mollisia scopiformis, 1196 nucleotides. RefSeq lists its product as uncharacterized. Bases 377 to 1081 code for a protein of 234 amino acids. The record is from RefSeq and is a predicted model, not a curated record. The transcript has a single exon. Lineage: Eukaryota; Fungi; Ascomycota; Leotiomycetes; Helotiales; Mollisiaceae.
CCCAAUUUCAAGUCAAAAGGACCACCUUUGUCUUUUUUUUACAGGUAGCCACCUCAUAGGGAUACGACGAGCAAAGUAGCAAAGAACUAUGAAUAGCUGCUAGUCGAACUCUCUUCCAGCAAACAAAUGAAUACAAUGAUCACAUGAUGUCCAUCUCGAGUCCGUUUGCAGCGUACCAUCAAACAGGACGGACGACAACCAGUAUAGUGCCAGUAUAUAAGUCGUCACACUUGAACACGACACUAUGACUUUCAAACUAUGCAUACAUUAAUCACUGCCACAGAGCAAUCGGACAAGGAGACUGUCAAAAGUAGCGCAUAUGAAAGAUGUAAAUCGCUUCUGAGAAACACUAGCUUCAUUCGUUGCAACAUCCAAGAUGGAAGAGAUUAUGGAGCAACACUCCGAUACACACAGCGACGAAGACUCUCAGUCUUUGUAUGAAGGAGAAAUGACUCCUUCACCUGGUCUCGAUUCGACAGAAACGGAUACUCCUGUCUAUUUCAGCGGGUAUACAGAGUGCAGAGUCAGAAGGAGUUCAUCACUAUACUCUCAACCACCAGGUGGCUGGGGAUCAGACGAUACACCCAUAAAUCUCAAACAACCUUUGAAGAGUCCAGAAGCACGUGCACGCGAAGCAUAUAAUCCUAACCCCUCACCACGAUUAUUGCCUCGACCUCCGCCAAGUACUCCUGCGUUGUCCCGCUCUUCUCUCUCGUCUACAGGCUCUAGGAUAUCUUGUGGAUUGGAGCACUUCGAGACAGCGCCACAAGAUUCUUCGAGUAUUAGCCGUUGUGAAGGUGCACCAUCGAUGAAAACGUAUCAUUUCGUGACGGAGAUAAUUGCGUCGGGGGCAGUUCCCUGGAGCUUCUAUUGGCAUACCCCUGGAAACGUGCAGCAUUUUGGGGCGAGACAUGAUGAAGAAAUGGACGCUGCGGGUGCCAACGGUGUAGAUCUAAAGGCCUUCCUAGAUUUGCUGAGGCGAAUGCUGGUUAAUGUUGCCCAAGAUUCCGCAGCAAACGAGGCUGAAGACGAGAUGGCAAGUGAGAGUGAGCAACAUCGUGACGGCGAUCCUGCUAUUUGAGUGCAGAGGCAGCAGGGUGUGUUACUUGCAAAUGACAUAGUGUUCUUCGAGCCCGGUCGUAAUCUUUGCAUAUCUGGAGCGUUCGAAGUGGUGCCGUGAGGGCGAUAUUAUGUCU